Aspergillus versicolor CBS 583.65 is the source of this 798-nucleotide messenger RNA. RefSeq lists its product as uncharacterized. The transcript has 2 exons. NCBI's taxonomy places the organism in Eukaryota, Fungi, Ascomycota, Eurotiomycetes, Eurotiales, Aspergillaceae. The coding region runs from base 1 to 798 and encodes 265 amino acids. The record is from RefSeq and is a predicted model, not a curated record.
AUGGGUCUACGCUCCUCCCUCGCUCGCCUGCGCAAGAACAGCAAGUCUCUAUCAAAACGCAAAUCAUCCGAAAACGUCUCGGAAUUACCACAAGUCAAUGAGACAGAGAAAGCAGGUAGCUCUGAUGAUGACAGCUCGCCCGCAGUAGAGCAAGAAACCCCUGCUGGCACUGAUGUCCCCAAGCGCCGCAAACGCGAUCUUCUUAAGAAAUUCUUCAAAGGGUUCGGGUGCGCGGGUCUUGGGCUCCUCAUAAUUCCGCUGGUCCCGCUAAUUAUCGCUUUUUCCAUUUGUGAUGGCGUCCUAGGGUUGGUUUUGACCACCUUGUGGAGUCUGGUACUGAAGCCGCUUCUGCUGGUUAUCAUCUUGCCGCCCCCCAGCACCGACACCUAUACAGACAUACCAUUGUGUGAUAUGAAACCCGUCGCAGUCUCCCCGCCAACAUACAACCAAGCAGUCGAUGCUCCAUUUGAUCUCCUGGAAUACGAUGAAUGUCUCGGCCAUCAUGCCGAACCAUCCAUAUUUUCACCAGGAUUCCCGGAGUUGAAGGCCCCUGGGCCAACUCCAGCUCCAGCCCCUGAAGCCGACGUCCCUCACUACAGUCUGCUUGGACGACUCUGGCCUAGCAUCAAGAAAUGGUCCAAUAUGUUUGUCCUACUCUGGGUGACGUUUGAAGGAGUUAGUCUUAUCGCCUCGCUUGUAUCUGCCGAACUGGGCCUGCUGUGGCUGCCCAUUUCUUGGAUUCUAUUUUGUGCCCCAACGCUUCUGUUGAAGCCCAUUUGCUAUGAGUUAGACGCUUAG